Messenger RNA from Cadophora gregata, 1143 nucleotides. RefSeq names its product cytoplasmic tRNA 2-thiolation protein 2 (gene NCS2). The record is from RefSeq and is a predicted model, not a curated record. The coding region runs from base 1 to 1143 and encodes 380 amino acids. NCBI's taxonomy places the organism in Eukaryota, Fungi, Ascomycota, Leotiomycetes, Helotiales, Ploettnerulaceae. Gene Ontology annotation, cellular component: cytosol. Gene Ontology annotation, biological process: tRNA wobble position uridine thiolation. The transcript is spliced from 2 exons. Gene Ontology annotation, molecular function: tRNA binding; sulfurtransferase activity.
AUGGAGGACCCAAGCAGCAAAAUUGCCACGAAUGGCGCAAGUACCAUCUGCAAAAGAUGCAACGAGGAACCUGCAACCCAGCAAAUUCGAUCGGAGAGAGUGUGCGGCAAAUGUUUUACGCAGUACGUCGCAACGAAGGCGAUCAAGCGUAUGGAAACAUACCGGAUGAGAGGCUCUACGAUCACACCCAGAAAGCUUCUGUUUCCUCUCUCCUUCGGUCCGUCCUCUGCGGCACUGUUACAAAUUUUGGACCAACAUCUUCAGGGUCAAUUCGACCGGAUGAAUCGAGCUGCGUACGAACUACAUGUGGUUCAUAUCGAUCUAUACUUAGAGGCUGCGGAUCGAGAAGACUCAGCCAAACUGCUGGAGAAGUACAAGGCUCGUUUCCCAAGACACGCGUACUCUUCGUCUGGUCUGGAGGACGCGCUUCUACUGGACAACAUAGAUUGGAAAGCGUUAGGACUUCCUAUCCCCACCGAACAGGAAUCUCAAAGGCCUGGAACAGAGAGAUUGCAAGCGCUUGUUGGCUCCAUGCCUUCAGCGACCUCACGGAAGGAUAUUGCUACGACUUUACUUACUCGACUCCUAGUGGAUGUUGCAAAGAGAAAUGGUUGCGAAUGCAUUUUGUUUGGAGAUUCUACUACAAGACUCGCCGAGAAGACGCUUACCGAGACCGCAAAGGGCCGUGGCUUCUCACUACCGUGGCAAGUGUCUGAUGGCAUGUCUUCUUAUGGCGUUGGAUUCAACUAUCCCUUACGAGAUCUUCUCAAGAAAGAGCUCGUGAAUUUCUCUUCACUCACAACUCCCCCACUUGCGGAUCUGAUCAUUUGUCAGAAUGCGUCUUCUCACAUAUCUGCUUCUUCAAAGUUGACCACCAUUGACGAUCUAAUGGUCCAGUAUUUCGAGUCGGUGGAAGAGAAUUAUCCCAGCAUUGUAGCCAAUGUGGUACGGACAUCUAGCAAGCUCAAGCCAAUGAGCGGCGAUGCUACGACGGCCUGCGGUCUUUGUAGACUGCCUGUCUCGGAAGGCACUGAUGGGAUCUAUGGCUGGGGUGGUGAUCAGAACUCAGAUUCACGGCCGAUCAAGCUGGAAAGUGAUCAUGGUAUUCUAUGCUACGGUUGUUCUAGAUCUAUCAAUGGCUGA